AUGGGAAUUAUUACAUUCUACUUAACAGGACAAUUAUUAUAUUUUAUCAAAAGGAAAAGUUUUAGUUUCGCUAUGGAAAAAAAUUCAGUUUCAAAUUCGAUUGUUAAUAAUGGACCAGUUUCCAUUUUUGCAUAUUGUUUAUCAUCUAUUUUGAUGACGGUUACUAAUAAAUAUGUACUUUCAGGUUUUUCGUUUAAUUUAAAUUUUUUAUUAUUAGCUGUUCAAUCAAUUGUUUGUAUUGUAACUAUUGGAUCAUUGAAAAGUUUAAAUAUUAUUAAUUAUAGACAAUUUAAUAAAGAUGAAGCUAAAAAAUGGUCUCCAAUUGCUUUUUUAUUAGUUGCAAUGAUUUAUACUUCUUCAAAAGCUUUACAAUAUUUAAGUAUUCCAGUUUAUACAAUUUUUAAAAAUUUAACUAUUAUUUUAAUUGCUUAUGGAGAAGUUAUAUGGUUUGGUGGUAAAGUUACAACAAUGGCUUUAUCUUCAUUUUUAUUAAUGGUUUUAUCUUCAGUUAUUGCUUAUUAUGGUGAUAAUGCUGCUGCUAAAUCAAGUGAUGAUUUGUUUUCAUUAUAUUUGGGUUAUUUUUGGAUGUUUACAAAUUGUUUUGCAUCUGCUGCUUUUGUUUUAAUUAUGAGAAAAAGAAUUAAAUUAACAAAUUUUAAAGAUUUUGAUACAAUGUAUUAUAAUAAUUUAUUAUCAAUUCCAAUUUUAUUACUAUUUACAUUUCUAUUUGAAGAUUGGUCAAGUGAAAAUAUUUUGAAAAAUUUCCCUGCUGAUAAUAGAGCUGUUACUAUAGCUGCAAUGAUUUUAUCUGGUGCAUCAUCUGUUGGUAUUUCUUAUUGUUCAGCAUGGUGUGUUAGAGUUACAUCUUCAACUACAUAUUCAAUGGUUGGUGCAUUAAAUAAAUUACCAAUUGCAUUAUCUGGUUUAAUAUUUUUUGAUGCUGCUGUUAAUUUUUGGUCAGUUUCAUCAAUAUUUGUUGGUUUUAUUGCUGGUUUAGUAUAUGCUGUUGCAAAACAAAAACAACAAAAGGAUACACAACAACAAUUACCAACUACAAAUAAAUAA
Molecule: messenger RNA, 1065 nt
Organism: Insectozyma verbasci
Lineage: Eukaryota; Fungi; Ascomycota; Pichiomycetes; Serinales; Debaryomycetaceae
Source: the annotation of a GenBank genome assembly